Molecule: messenger RNA, 2397 nt
Organism: Eurytemora carolleeae
Lineage: Eukaryota; Metazoa; Arthropoda; Copepoda; Calanoida; Temoridae
Exons: 10
Coding region: 176-2245 (689 amino acids)
Biological process (GO): proteolysis
Molecular function (GO): serine-type endopeptidase activity
Source: RefSeq, a predicted model, not a curated record
AGGUUCGUGUGUACGCUGCAACGAUUUUCAGGAUGAAUGCACAGUAUAGAUGAAUAGUCAGGAUGAAUACACAGACAAUAUGAUUAGUCCGAAUGAAAACUAGGAUACAGUGUAAGUUCAGGUUAUAUAAGGCAGAAUUCAGGCAGUUAGGUCAAUGAAGGGUUGAGAAGGAAAAAUGAAACAGCUUCUAUAUUUGCUCCUUGUCACAGCUCACCUCUGUCAAUCAUCUGGUUCUGGUCAAAAUGGAGUGACACGUCCUAAAUCAACAAAACAAGGAACGUAUCCAUUCUAUCCUCUAAAACCUCUUAGAAGUUUUAACAAAUCUGCUAAAAUGAGUGACAGCAAGAUUCCUAAAUUGACUAAGCAAACUUAUCCAAUGUAUCCUCUACGACCACUCCGAAACUUAAACAAAUCCACCAAAAUGAGUGACAAAGACAUUAACUUUGCGAUGGCAAAGCAAGGUACAUAUCCCAUUUAUCCUUUACAACCUCUUCGAAAAUCUGCCCAAGUUAAUGAGGGAGAUACAAAGCAGGGAACCUAUCCGUAUUAUCCACUUCCACCACUUAGGUCUGCGAAAAUGAAUCCUGCUGGUUUUGAAACACCUCCAAUUUCACCAUUUGAAAUGUCACAGUUUUUUGAAAAAGACAAAGAAACUGUUCCUAGCAUCCCACCAUUGUCAACCCUGCAGACCUGGGAGAUAGAAAAGGAUGAAUUUGACCUCCUGGGAAGAAGACAGGUAAACCAUGAGAAGCCCCAUGGAACAGAUAGAGAAACUGUUCCUAGCAUCCCACCCUUGUCAACUCUCCAGACCUGGGAGAUAGAAAAGGAUAAAUUUGACCUCCUGGGAAGAAGACAGGUAAACCAUGAGAAGCCCCAAGGAACAGAUAGAGAAACUGUUCCUAGCAUCCCACCCUUGUCAACCCAGCAGACCUGGGAGAAAGAAAAGGAUGAAUUUGACCUCCCGGGAAGAAGACAGGUAAACCAAGAGAAGCCCCAUGGAACAGAUAGAGAAACUGUUCCUAGCAUCCCACCCAUGUCAACCCUCCAAACCUGGGAGAUAGAAGAGGACCUACAAGCAAAUCAAGCAAUGGACAGAAAUCUUAAGACUGGAAUAAGACCCGUUAUCUAUGAUGAUAGAGAUCUUGCUAGACAAGAUGUUAUUGAACCUUCUGAAGAACAGACAGCUGAAGCGGAAGUGGAACCAGUACCUCCUCAUGAACCAAGGUUGUACAGCAGGUAUCUGGACCCGUCUCUAGCUUCCAUGAUGAUAAAAGGGGUGGAAAAGGUUCCAUCUGAACCAACAUUCAACUUUGGAAGCUUUGUUCUAAACAGAAUGAACCUGGGUCUGUUAGCAAUCGGAACAGAUGAUGAUGAUGCAAUUGUAAUUUCUAAUACCACUAUUCACAAUGAUAACAGCUUGGAAUACGAAAACAGCUUGGAAUCUGAGAACAGCAAUGACAGCCUUGAACGCAGAAGAAAGAAGCCACCAAAGAAGAUUUGGAAGAACAGCAAUGAUUGUGGAGUAGGGGAUAGAAUUAUUGGAGGAGAUGUUGGUACUGCAGGAGAAUUCCCUUGGCUUGUGGCACUCAAACUCAGCUGGGGAUAUCAGUUUUGUGGAGGAUCUCUGAUACACCCUGAGUGGAUUCUAACAGCAGCACAUUGCGUCUCUUGGGGCAGAGAUGUCCUAAGCAUCAAAAUUGCUUUGGGGGAUUUUGAUCUCAAGAGUUCUACCGAAACAGCUAGCAUCGAACGUGGAGUAUCAAAAAUCAAGAUUCACAUAAAGUACAGUGAAGUAACUACUGAUUAUGAUAUUGCUCUGAUCAAGCUUGAUAAACCUGUUGAUAUUGUUCCCAAUCUCAUCUCUACAAUCUGCUUGCCUAAUCCUAAAGAGGACUUUACUGGCGCUUCAGCAACAGUUGCAGGAUGGGGUUAUAUCAAGACAGGAGGGCCAGGCAGUGAUGUUAUGAAACAUGUUGACGUCGAGAUUAUACCAAGAGCUGAAUGUCAGAAGAGCUAUGGGCGGGAUUCUAUAACAUCAAAUAUGAUCUGUGCUGGGUAUCCAGGAGGAAAUAGAGAUGCUUGUCAGGGUGACAGUGGUGGCCCGCUAUUCAUAUCUGGAUCUGCAAGAACAGUACAGAUUGGAAUAGUAUCCUGGGGCCGGGGGUGUGGAUUAGCUGAGUAUCCUGGGAUCUACACAAACAUUGCUAAUCUACUAGACUGGGUUGGUAGACACUCACAGGACUAGGCUACACAUGUACACUGUACACCACAGAACUUUUACUGUACAUGCGUUUGAGAUGCGCUUAAAUAACUAUUGUACAAACAUCUAAAUUUAAAUCAAGAAAUGUCAUAGAGAAUAGAAUAUAUAGAGAGGAAUUUACUAGAAAAAAGUGUAAA